CCGCGGACCCAAACCCGGCCUCCUGCCUUUUACAUCCGACCCUCAGCGGUGCUGUCACCAGAACCCUCCAGCGCGCUGCGGAGUGCAGCCUCCACUCGAGUGAGAGAGAGCGACAUGGCGGCGACCAAGUCCGAGAAUCUCUCCCUGGUGGUGCACGGACCUGGGGACCUGCGCCUGGAGAACUAUCCAAUCCCUGAGCCAGGCCCAAAUGAGGUGCUACUGAAGAUGCAUUCUGUUGGAAUCUGCGGCUCAGAUGUCCACUACUGGCAGAAUGGUCGAAUUGGGGAUUUUAUUGUGAAAAAGCCAAUGGUGCUGGGACAUGAAGCUUCUGGAACAGUUGUAAAAGUGGGAUCAUUGGUCAAACACUUAAAACCAGGUGAUCGUGUUGCCAUCGAGCCUGGUGCUCCCCGAGUAACCGAUGAAUUCUGCAAGAUGGGCCGAUACAACUUGUCACCGACCAUCUUCUUCUGUGCCACGCCCCCUGAUGAUGGAAACCUCUGCCGCUUCUACAAGCACAAUGCUGACUUCUGUUACAAGCUUCCUGACAAUGUCACCUUUGAGGAAGGGGCCCUGAUUGAGCCACUUUCUGUGGGGAUCCAUGCCUGCCGGCGAGCUGGAAUCACCCUUGGACACAAGGUCUUUGUGUGUGGAGCUGGGCCUAUUGGAAUGGUCACUUUGCUUGUUGCCAAAGCAAUGGGAGCAGCUCAAGUACUGGUGAUGGAUCUGUCUGCCUCAAGGUUGUCUAAAGCCACAGAAGUCGGGGCUGAUUUUGUCCUCCAGAUCUCCAAGGAGACUCCUCAGGAAAUUGCCAGUAAAGUGGAAGGUCUGCUGGGCUGCAAGCCUGAAGUCACCAUCGAGUGCACAGGAGCAGAGGCUGCUAUCCAGGCGGGCAUCUACGCCACUCGUUCUGGUGGGACCCUGGUGCUCGUGGGGCUGGGCCCUGAGAUGACUAAAGUGCCCCUAGUGCAUGCAGCCAUUCGAGAGGUGGAUAUCAAGGGCGUGUUUCGAUACUGUAACACGUGGCCAGUGGCGAUUUCAAUGCUUGCAUCUAAGUCUGUGAAUGUAAAGCCCUUAGUCACCCAUAGGUUUCCUCUGGAGAAAGCUCUGGAAGCCUUUGAAACAUCGAGAAAGGGGUUGGGUUUGAAAGUCAUGCUCAAGUGUGACCCCAAUGACCAGAAUCCCUGAUAUUAAUUGGGAUCUGCCUUCAUCCCCACUCUCUCAGCAUCUCAGGGCCAAUGGCUGGGUGGGGGUGAGCUUUGAUGCAGUGAUAAGAAUAGUAGUAAGGAUAAUUAAAAUAAUUUAUUAUAAGCAGAGAGCUUUACACUGAGGAGUUGCAGUGCCUUAAAAACCCAAGUGGGAAUAGUUUGGGGGAACUUGCAGCCAGAAUGACCUGUUCAUGUUAAGCAAAGCUCAGCAACUAGAGCAGAGCUUGACAGGUCCAUGCUGUGAAUGCCCCUUCUUCCUUGAGUGUUGUUGUUGAGCAAGGAAAGAAAUCUGCCUAUUGUGUUCCUGGUUCUACUGUGACUGUGACCAGGCCAGGGAUGGGGGCUCAGUUAUGAAGAGAACUCUAACAAGACUUAACUGACCCAGAAGCUAAUUUGCACAAAAAUCUGUAACUCAGGGUCUAGGAUGCGGGUGAAGGGGUAUAGGCAGUUUUAAUUUAGAGCACAGUAUGUCUAGAUAUAAGUGCUAUUUAUUUGGUUUGAUGAUGAAAAGAGAAUAAAGACCUGACCUUCCUGGGUCUAGGAUAAUUUUAAAACCAAUCCGUCAAAUAAAAAGACUCUCUCAUACAAAAUUAUACCUGCUUGCCUUCUCCAAAAGUCAAGCAACUUCUCAACGCUGUUUGAAGUAUGCCUGUUCCUCAACUCCUGUGUAAAUUACUUUGUAUGGUGAAGAACCACCUUACCCAAACUCACCACCCUUCACCAGGGAUGGCCACUGCUGGCUCCUUUUUCACUAGGCAACCAGGAGCCUCCUGUGUAAGGACCCUCACAUGGAGUCUUCCUGGAAGAACUUAAAUCCCGCCUCUGACUAGCCCAAGCCUGUCUUACCAACCUUAGCAUCCCCUUCUAGGCUCAAACUCUUAUGGUUAUUAGACAAUUCCAUUAAUUCUGGUAAAUAGAAACAGAAAACCUUUCCCAUUCUCAUAGCUACUUAGGCUCUUGGUAUCUUUCUAUCUUAUUUUAGUCCUGGGGUUUUCCCCUUAAAGAUUUGGAUGCAAAUCACGUUAUGUCUGUUUGUGACUUUGAGAGUGUUAAUCAAGAAUGAGGAUAUAGUAGCUGUGACAUAACUUGGCCUUGGAAGUUUGAAGAGGUUCUGCCCUUUUUAUGACAACAGAAGACUGUGACAGUGCCUGGAGUUCCUCAAACUGCUUUGAAUAAUAAUCCUGCUUCAAAAUUCAAUAAAUUCUGCUUGUCUGCCUGACCACUGCUGC
Talpa occidentalis (Iberian mole) is the source of this 2434-nucleotide messenger RNA. It is a transcript of the gene SORD, whose product is annotated as sorbitol dehydrogenase. Gene Ontology annotation, biological process: D-sorbitol catabolic process. The transcript has 9 exons. The coding region runs from base 115 to 1185 and encodes 356 amino acids. The record is from RefSeq and is a predicted model, not a curated record. Gene Ontology annotation, molecular function: L-iditol 2-dehydrogenase (NAD+) activity; zinc ion binding. Lineage: Eukaryota; Metazoa; Chordata; Mammalia; Eulipotyphla; Talpidae.